CAGAUCGCAAAACAUCACAUUCGUCUGUCUGCGGUCAAACGUCGCGUACGCGUCGGCUGCUAAGCGAUUUAGCUGUUUUGAUUGUGCACUCUGAAGGAUUCAAUUCUGGUGAAAAAGGAAUAUUUUCCGGACGAAAAUAACUAGGGGAAUUCGAUUAUGUUUUGCUUUGAUAGUUUGCGAAUCUGAUUCCAGUCUGUUCUAGUGUGAAAGUGGUGCAGAAAAAUCGACUACUUCAGUGACCAUUGGAUCCGUGAAUGGGCGAAAAAAUGGCAACAAGGAAGAAAUAAGCAGGUUUUUAACAAAAACGAAUCUACUUGGCGACGAAAAAAAGUUUUCAAAUAAAUAAACCAAACUCAUUUUGAAAUAAGAACCAGAAAAGUUGUAGUUGCAGCAAAAAUUGUGGAUUAGGGUGUUGUGCAAAAUUGUCUCAUCCCAGGGAGAAAAUCUGCUUUUGGAUACCGAAUGUCGCGGCCAUCUUUCUCUAGACGCUGCGUACCUACGUGUGCAAUGUGAUUUGGUGUACUUGUAUCAUUGUGUUUGUAUUUGGCUUGAUGUGUGCGUAGUUUCUGGAAAAAAAUCCGUAGAACCUAUGUAGGCCAUCCUACAAUAUAAAAUUAAAAACAAAAAUAGAAGAACAGGAGGCACGUUAAUCGUGAAAGGUGAAAAAAUAAUUUCUAUAUGGUGCACAAACGAAAUUUGUGCCGUCUUGAUCCGUACUGUAUAUAGCUGCAUAUCGGUUCCUCAUAAGUGUUGUUCAAAAUUUGAAUUCCGAUCGGACUUUUACUGUGAAUUGGAUUACCGGAAGUCGCUCCGAAAAUGGCAUCACAAACGGUGACUGCUCCUCCAGCCGUCGGCAUGGAAACCGACGAUUUGGUAGAUCCGAUGAAUGAUUUCUUGCCGCUGCUGCCGGAGAACAUCAAGCAGGAGUUGUUUGAGAAUUCGGACAAGGGCAGUGCGAAUCCCUGCGACAGUGCUGAGAAUAAGGGUGACGCUCCGGAAACCGCCUCCAAUGACACACCGGUACCCACCAAGUGCGUCUGGUGUCAGCAGAUGCUGGCCACGGCCGACCAUCCGAAGCUGCUCGAGUGUCUGCACGUGUCAUGCGAUCCUUGCCUGAAGCAGAAAUUUUCCGAUCUGCCCCACAAUGCACCGGUGCUGUUUUGUCCGGUGUGCAAGAUGGAAUCCCGGAUGGAGUUCAUCAUUGACAAUGUGUUCCUAAGUGAAAACACCGCGGAUGACAAUCCGGGCAGCGUGGAGUCCACCAAGGAUAUGAUCAAAUGUAGCAGUUGCAGUGACGAUGCGAUUGCCACGUCCUGGUGCGUCGAGUGUGCCGAGUUUAUCUGUGAUAGCUGUGUGCAGGCACAUCAGCGGCUAAAAAUUACCAAGGAGCACACGAUCAAACCGAAGGAGGCCGCCUGCAGCGAAACUCCCGGCAGCAGUGGGCUGUCCGGGAAGAACAUCAUGUGUCACAUACAUUCACAGGAAAAACUCUCGCUCUACUGCGAAACAUGCGACCGGUUAACGUGUCGCGAUUGCCAGCUGGAAGACCACCGAGAUCACAAAUACAAGUUCGCAAACGAAAUUGCAAGUGAGACGCGAAAUUCCUUGCAGGCACUACUCAGUGAGAUUAGCUACAAAAAAGUGCUACUUUCCAGUGCGAUGAAGGUGAUCGACGACCGACAGGCGUUGAUCACCGAGAAAAAGAAAGAACUUUCCAAAGAAAUUGCCGAUCUGGUGGUCAAACUGACCAAUGCGGUAAACAUGCGGGGCAAGCAGCUCGUAUAUCGACUGAAUCAGGUCUGUGACACCAAACUCCAAGUACUGAAUGAGAAGAAAGACGCACUCCAGCAGCUCUCUGGCCACACCGAUCACUGUAUCGAGUUUGUGCAGGGUGCUUUGGACAAGGGCAGCGAUAGUGCGGUGUUAUACAGUAAAAAGACUCUAGCGAGGCAUUUGCAGAAGGUGAAAUGUCAACGUGCUGAUAUUCCUAAUCCGGAAAUACCGGUGCGAGUUCAGUUGUUCCUAUCGAACGUACCAGAGCUUCAAAAUGUUAUUGCUCGAAUCGGUACGAUUCUCGUGGAUGGUAAAGUUUACCCACCACCCCCGGGACCCCCCGGAAAUGGUGUCCCUCAAGGUCCAGGUGCAGUUCAGAAUCGCAACAAGCAACCAAGUCCAAACAUCACACCACCACUGCGACCAGGAAUGCCAGGCCCUGGUAUGACAACGCUCUCUUCCAAUAACGCCAACGGUCCUGGAGGAUUUCCUAAUGUUCCCCCAAUGUAUAACGGUAAUGCGGGAGUCCCAGUUGGAGCUCCAUUUCCACCUAAUCAUCCCAUGAACAGAUCGUUCCAACAAGAAAACGGACCCGGUGGAAGCUUCGGUCGGUUUCCUAUGGGACCACCACAUGGGAUGCCACCGCAGCAACAUGUCAGCUCCUCAACGCAUCCUCAGAAUAUGGAUUUACGUAAUCUUUUGAGUCAUCAAAAAACAAACGGACCAAGUCGCGGUUCGCCCAACGCUCCAAGUUCUGCCAGCAAUGCUAACGUUAAUAAUCAAUUUAACACAGCUAAUUUCAUGGGCAAUGUUCAACCUGGUUCCGGGGGUCCUGCUCAGCACCGAAUGCCCCCUCAGAUGGGAGGUGCACCUCCCGGUUACCUUAGUGGCCCUGGUGGGGGUCAUCAAAACUACAAUCAAGGUCAACCCGGCCCAAAUAGCAGCACUAUGGGCAUGGGUGCCAACAAUCCACGCUUCCAAAACUUCCAAAGAUUUGCAAUGCCUCCGGCUGCUAUGCGGCACAUGAUGGGUAAUAAUACCUCUACCCUUCUCACACCAAAGCAGCAGGCAGCGAUGCGUUAUCCAGGCCCACAAACGCCUCCCGGAUACAAUCCAAAUUCACCUCAACCCGGCCAAAUGCAACCUCAGCACCCUAGCAGUAACCCGGUAGUUAAUCCCGGUGGGGGUGGUGGUGCCAAGUGGCACAUCCCCCAGAACAUGCAAGGACAACAGAACAAUGGUUUUGGAGGCCCAUCCGGGUUGCACCUCUUUGGAAGUGGACCAAAUGAAUCGUUUAAGAUUCCGCUUAAAUCCCCCGACACGAUGCGUAACUCGAUGAUGAUGAACGGUAGUAAUGCUAGUGGAGGACCUGGAGGACCCAGUCCAAUGUCAAUCCAUCAUCAACAACAACAUCAACAAAAUCAUCACUUGCAUCAACUGCAAAACGCCCUGCCUAAUGUGAGCUCCACUAAUCCGAAAACUCCCUCCCCAAGUACGAAUGAGCCCGGUAAGGACUUUGUUGAAUCCAUCGAUAGAACAUGUGAAGACUCGGUGAACGAUCUAAUGGCCACUAUCGCCAAGCUGGAUUCAAAUGGUGUACAGGUGCUUCCAGAGGGCCAUCGGGGCAAAACGACUUCACCGCAGGUUCAUAGCUCGACCGAUCUCAAUACCAGUAUCUCAGUGGCUGGAGCGGGAGCCGGUGUGCUAGUCGACGAUAAAAGUCUUCCCAAGGAGCUUGACCCAAACGAGGACUGGUGCGCUGUUUGCAUGGACGGCGGUGAACUGAUGUGCUGUGAUAAGUGUCCCAAAGUGUUUCACCAGACGUGUCACAUACCGGUCAUCGAUUCGCUGCCGGACGAAAGCGAAACCUGGCAGUGUUUGCUGUGCUACAACUUUGCCGAUUUGCCACCGGUUACAGAACCGGCGGGCGAGAAGCGAAACGUUGGGAUCACCCCGCUCGAGCUGAAGAUUCUGCAGCGGAUUGUGCUGGAGCUGUUCUGUCAGUACGAAACCAGCAUGCCGUUCCGUCAUCUGGAACCGGACACGAACAAGGCGUACUAUGAUAUUGUCUGCAAUCCAAUUUCAUUGGCAGUGAUCCGUGACCGGCUGGAUAUGACUAACAAUGAGCAUUACACCGAUAUCCCAUCGUUUAUUUGCGACGUGAAACGGUUGUUUAGCAACGUGUACCUCUUCUAUCAGGAGGACAGCAUAAUCUUCAAGAGCGCUCAGAAACUGGAAAAGUUCUUCGAACAGCAACUUUCCAAAUGGCUACCAAAGUAUUUAGAGAGCGAAAACUUGGACGACUACCUGCAGAAUCCCGCCAAGCGGAUCAAGAGCAUCCAAGAGGAUUAACAGUCAAUUUCCGGCAGCUCUGAAGCGUCAAUCCUGCCGCGACGAUCCCAGCAACAAGAGCCACAAUACAAGCAUCAUCAUCAUCAGCAGCAACAACAACAACAACAACAGCAGCAGCAGUUUUUUCGUCAAGAAGAACUGCCCCAACAACAGCAGCCGCCCACUGGUUCCAGCAGUGAACCUACAAUCGAACCGAAAGGAGAAAGUAUCACUUCAGGUGCAGCCGGUGCCACCGAUACUGGGGGACCAAAAGACGGGCGAGAACAGCAACAGCAAGACGGGAGGCCUCGUUCAAGGAAGACAGAAGCGGAUACGCAAAAUACGAAUGGAAGUGGACUGGACAUUACUGCUAUUGCCACCGUCGCCGAAGCGGCGAAAGAAGCGGAAACCGGUGGUUAAACGCAAAAAUACUCCGACCUGCGGAGAAACUCCUCAACCAAAGCCGAAAAAGCGGCGGAAAAAAACAAGCACUGAGGGCGACAAAACGUAAUUAUGUAACUUUGAUGUGGAAUGCUAUGACGAGGGUGCGGGAUUCGGUUGGAAUCUGUGGAUGGAUUGAAUAGGUUUACGAGUUUGUUUUUCAAAAACAAAUAUUGUACAUAUUAAAAUUAGGAACAUUUGCUAAUAGAUUCACACGUUUGUGUGAAGAAAAGAGUAAGUGACAUAAUCCAAAAUGGUCGGAAUCUCAUUUGAACCAAUCAAAGAUUAAGAUGAUUACAUCUGAGCUGUUUUGCUGUUAUCCAGGAUUUUAGGCGGAACGAAAUUCAAUGCACAUAAGAAAUACAAAAUUCAGUUGAUGCUAUUGUAAAAAUCAAAUGCAAUCAAAAAACGAAAACGUUUGAUUGCCGGUUCUUUUUGUUGUGAAAAAAUACUGAUUUUUUAAUUGAAGGCCAGGACAACUUUUGACUGUUGAUAAUAUCUUGCUAUAUUGAUUAAUUCUAAUUCUCAAAUCAGAUUAUUUAUUUUAUCACUUACACAAUUAAGUAUCAUUUUAGGUAUACGCCCGAAAAUUUGAUUGAUAGUACUAUAUGAUAUCGCUUUCAUGGCAAAAUCUAGUGCAGAACAGAAAGUUUAGAGCACUUACUACAACUAGUUGUAAGGCCAAACAGGAGAAGACGAAACAGAUACGCAGUUAUUACUAUUAGUGGUUAGAAGUGAAAUCAAACAAAGCAAAUCGUAAAGUAUCACCGAUAGGCAAUGAUUGACUGGAAUGUUUUGAUUUUGUAGAAAGUAAAUCAGACCUUAGUCUUUACCUUUAAAGUAUCAAAUAAACAUCAGUCGAGUUUUCUUUCUAUUUCACAAUUUGUAAACAA
This is a messenger RNA of Topomyia yanbarensis, 5438 nucleotides long. It is a transcript of the gene bon, whose product is annotated as transcription intermediary factor 1-alpha. NCBI's taxonomy places the organism in Eukaryota, Metazoa, Arthropoda, Insecta, Diptera, Culicidae. Gene Ontology annotation, cellular component: nucleoplasm; chromatin. The transcript is spliced from 12 exons. The coding region runs from base 817 to 4125 and encodes 1102 amino acids. The record is from RefSeq and is a predicted model, not a curated record. Gene Ontology annotation, molecular function: zinc ion binding; ubiquitin-protein transferase activity; protein binding. Gene Ontology annotation, biological process: positive regulation of DNA-templated transcription.